This is a messenger RNA of Neomonachus schauinslandi (Hawaiian monk seal), 4969 nucleotides long. It is a transcript of the gene MYBBP1A, whose product is annotated as MYB binding protein 1a. Gene Ontology annotation, cellular component: nucleolus. The record is from RefSeq and is a predicted model, not a curated record. Gene Ontology annotation, biological process: regulation of DNA-templated transcription. The transcript is spliced from 25 exons. Gene Ontology annotation, molecular function: transcription corepressor activity; transcription factor binding; sequence-specific DNA binding. The coding region runs from base 256 to 4326 and encodes 1356 amino acids. Lineage: Eukaryota; Metazoa; Chordata; Mammalia; Carnivora; Phocidae.
CUCUGUCGCUCUGUUUUUCUCUCUCAAAUAAAUAAAUAAAUAAAAAUUUAAAAAAAAGUAAUAGCCCCCCCAGUGACUGCACCAGGGCGGGGCUGGCCCCGCCCCAGACCCCGCCCCAGGCGGCUAUGCUCCGCCCCUGCCCGGCAAGGCCCCGCCCCCUGCCCGGCAAGGCCCCGCCCCGUGGCCUACCCAACGCGCACGCGCCGCGACCUGACCCGGAAGAGGCUGUCUUCAGAGCCCACGUGUUCGCGGAGCAUGGCGGAGAUGGAGAGACGGGGCCUGGCCGAGUCUGUGUCCCCCGCGGGGGCGGCCAAGAGCGGCCCCCAGCCCGCCGACCGUGAGGGCCUGCUGAAGCAGAGCCGCGAGUUCUUGGACUUCUUCUGGGACAUCGCGAAGCCGGAGCAGGAGACGCGGCUGGGGGCCACGGAGAAACUGCUGGAGUACCUGCGCGCGAGGCCUCAGGGCGCCGAGAUGAAGUACGCCCUGAAGCGCCUGAUCUCCGGGCUCGGGGUCGGGCGAGAAACCGCCCGGCCCUGCUACAGUCUGGCCCUGGCGCAGCUGUUACAGUCUUUCGAAGACAUCCCCUUGUGCAGCGUCUUGCAGCAGAUACAAGAGAAGCACGACCUGCAGAAAGUUAAGAAGGCAAUGAUGAGACCUGCUCUUUUUGCAAACCUGUUUGGGGUGCUAGCCCUGUUUCAGUCAGGCAGGCUAGUGAAGGACUCAGAGGCACUGAUGAAGUCAAUAAAGCUGCUGCAGACCCUGGCCCAGCACUACAACCACUUGCAGGAACAGCCCCAGAAGGCCCUGGUGGACAUCCUCUCUGAGGUCCCAGAAGCCACGUUGCAGGCGAUCCUGCCGAAAGUCCUCAAGGCGGACUUGAAUUCAGUGCUGGGCUCCCCUGAGCACCUGGAGCUCUUCCUCUUGGCCCAGCAGAAGGUGCCGGAGAAGCUCAAGGAGCUGAUGGGACCAGUCAACUUGUUCUCAGAUGAGAACAUCCCCAGACUGGUGAGUGUCCUGAAGACAGCAGCUUCUUCUGUGAAGAAGGAGCGCAAGCUGCCCGCCGUGGCCCUGGACCUGCUCCGCCUGUCGCUGCAGGAGGGCAGGUUCCCCCGGUUCUGGAAGGAAGUUGUGGAGCAGGGGCUGCUGAAGAAGCAGUUCUGGCCCGCCAGCUACCUGUGCUUCCGCCUGCUGGGCGCGGCGCUGCCUCUGCUGUCCAAGGAGCAGCUGGCCCUGGUGAUGCAGGGGGACCUGAUCCGGCACUUUGGGGAGCACACGGUCACCGCUAAGCUCCCAAACCAGUUCAAGUUUGCUCCGGAGAUGAACGAGUACGUGGGAACCUUCCUGGAAGGCUGCCGGGAUGACCCCGAGCGGCAGUUGGCUGUGGUGGUGGCCUUCACCUGCAUCACCAACCAGGGCCUCCCUGUCCUGCCCACAUUCUGGAGGGUCGUGCGGUCCCUGAGUCCCGGUGCCCUGAAGGGCUACGUGGCCUGGCUACAGAACAUGUUUCUCCGGCCUGACCUGGACUCCCUGGUGGACUUCAGCACCAGCAACCAGAAGAAAGCCCAGGAUGCUUCGCUGCAUGGGCCUGAGCGAGCUGUGUUCCGGCUGCGGAAGUGGGUCAUCCUUCGCCUGGUCAGCAUCGUGGACGCCUUGCAUGCGGAGAAGGAGGACGACAUGAUUGAGGAGGUGGCCAGGUUUUGUUUUUUCCACUCGUUCUUUGAGACGAAGAAACCCACGUCCCAGAUUCCGGAGACGGAGCAGCAGUUCUCCUUCCCUCUGGAGAGCCGGACCCGGGAGGUGGUCAGCAGUGCCUUCUUCAGCCUGCUGCAGACCAUCAGCACCCAGUUCAGACAGGUGCCGGAGCAGACCCAGAACGGGCAGCCCUGGACCCACCGCCUGGUACAGUUUGCAGACUUGCUGUUGAACCAGAGCCGCAACGUGACCCCCCUGACGCCCUUCAGCACACAGCAGCGCCAGGCCUGGGACCGGAUGCUGCAGACGCUGAAUGAGCUGGAGGCCUGCUCCUCAGAGGCCAAGGCCAAGGCCAGUGCCUUUCAGCACCUGCUCUUCCUCGUGGGCAUCUAUCUCUUCAAGUCCCCUGCAGAGAGCUGUGAUCUCCUGGGGGACAUCCAGACCUGCAUCAAGAAGAGCCUGGGGGAGAAGACCCGCCGGACCCGCUCCAAGGCUGCCACCCCCCAGGAGCCGCCGUGGGUGGAGGUGCUGGUGGAGAUCCUGCUGGCUCUUCUGGCCCAGCCCAGCCACCUGAUGCGCCAGGUGGCCCGGAGUGUGUUCAGCCACAUCUGCGCCCACCUGACCCCGCGUGCUCUGCAGCUGAUCUUGGACGUGCUGAACCCCGACAAGAGUCCAGACGAAGACAGCGUGGUGAUCACAGACGAUUCCGAGAAGCAGCUGGAGAGUGGGGAGGUGCGUGCCGGGAGGGUGGGACGGGCGGACACAGGGCAGGCGACGGGAGGCAUCACGCAAGGGACCCUGCAGGACAAGAGCUCGGACAGUGAGGACGAGAGACACUCAGCCGGCGAGGAGGACAGCGGCGAGGAGGACAGCGAUGAGGAGGACCGGGACGGGGAUGUGGACCAGGGCUUCCGGGAGCAGCUCAUGGCCGUGCUGCAGGCGGGGAAGGCGCUGGGCGCGGUGGACGGGGAGGACGACGACGAUGAGGAGCUGGGGGAUGAGGCCAUGAUGGCCCUGGAUCAGAGCCUCGCUAGCCUCUUCGCCGAGCAGAAGCUACGCAUCCAGGCCCGGAAGGACGAGAAGAACAAGCUGCGGAAGGAGAAGGUGCUCCGGCGAGACUUCCAGAUCCGGGUCCUGGACCUGGUCGAGGUGCUGGUGACCAAGCAGCCAGAGAACCCGCUGGUCCUGGAGCUCCUGGAGCCCCUGCUGGACGUCAUCCGGCGCAGCAUGCGCACCAGCAGCUCCAAGCAAGAGCAGGACCUCCUGCACAAGACAGCGCGCAUCUUCACACACCUGUGUCGCUCUCGGCAUUGCUGCCACGACGUGGGCCGCGGCGUGGGCUCUCUGUACGCGCAGGUGGGGCAGCUGGUGCAGCAGGCUGGCCGCCAGGCCGACGCCUCCGUCUCCCUGUACCAUUUCAACGCGGCCCUCUAUCUGCUCCGCGUUUUGAAGGGCGGCGUUGCCGCCGCCUCGGCCUGCCAGCCCCAGAAGAAGGAGAAAGCCGGCCCCAGGCCCAAGGGCCCAGAGGCUUCCGGCUGCUUGGAUCUGAGCCUUGUGACCCCGAUCUACUCCUCAGCGCUGACUUCCUUCCUGACCAGGCGCAACAGCCCGCUCACCAUCCCGAUGUUCCUCAGCCUCUUCUCCCGGCACCCGGUGCUCUGUAAGAGCCUGCUCCCCGUCGUGAUCCAGCACGUGACGGGCCAGGCGCGGCCCCGCCAUCAGGCCCAAGCCUGCGUGCUGCUCCAGAAGGCCUUGCCCACGCGGGAGCUGCGGCUGUGCUUCGAGGACCCUGAGUGGGAGCAGCUGGUCAGCCAGGUCCUGGCGCAGGUCACGGAGAACCUGCGGACACUGGGUGAGGCACGGACCAAGUCGGAGCAGCAGAAAGAGCUGUCCUCCUUGGGGCUGCUCAACACCCUCUUCAGGACCAUCCAUCAGGAGAAGCUGACCGUGGACCUGACUGCCGUGCUGGGCGUGCUGCAGAGUCAGCAGCAGAAGCUGCCGCCGGGGGAGCGCGUGGGCGGUUCCAGCCGCCUCUGCGAUCUCUACUGGCAGGCCAUGAAGGCCCUCGGGGUCCAGCGCCCCAAGGCGGAGAAGAAGGACACCAAGGAAGUCCCCAGCGUCACACAGAGCCCCGUUAGCACGAAGAGGAAGAAAAAGGGGUUUUUGCCAGAGACCAAGAAGCGCAAGAAGCGCAAGUCAGAGGGUGCGGCGCCCGAGGAGGAGGCCAAGCCCGCAGCCUCCGGGGGGGACCAGCCCCCCAGCACAGGCAAGAAGAGGAGGAACAAGAGGAAGGCCCGGAGUCCGGCCCAGGCCCAGGCGACCCCUGCCACCAAGAGGCCGGUCCCAGACACCACCAGCACCGGCCCUGCCACUCCGGCCACAACCCCAAAGCUGCAGAAGAAAAAGCGGAGGCUGUCCCAGGGGCACGGAGCCACGGCCGGGUCCCCUGCGGCACCUGUCGGCAAAAAGCCGCCUCAGAAGGAUCUGCCGGAGAAGGGCGUGUCUGGCAAGUCGCCCCAGUCCGCGCUGCCGCGGAAGAAGGCCAGGCUGUCUUUGGUCAGCAGGAGCCCCAGCCUUCUCCAGAGCGGGGCCAAGAGAAAGAAAGCGUCGCUCAAGAAGGCCAGGAAGCCCUGAACCCCCCGGUUUGCACCGCACGAAGUACCAGCGUCCGGCACCGGCGGGAGCGUGUCCGCGGGGCCCCUUGUGUCCCCACCCCAGGCUGCCCUGCCCUGGGAGCCAGCGCGGCGUGGUUUAAAUAGGUUUAUUCCUUCAUUUACAAGAGGAAUAUAUUUGGCUUCUCUCUUAAGACUCUGAGAUUCACAAUCAGCAGCUCUAAAAAAUAAAGGAGCGGCUUGGCUUCCGGAAGGAAGAACAGGCAACACUUGGACUGGUUCUUGUACAACAAGAAAACGUCGCUGGGGGUCCCACCCGGUAGGUGCCCCAGAGCCCUCACACGCUGAAGCCGCACCAGCUGCUCGGCACGGGCCGGGCGGCUCGCGGGGGCUCCUGCGGCCACCUGGGUUCCAGCAGCCGUGCAGGGAGCGCGGGAAGCGGGCAGAGGAGGAGCGCAGACGGUGGGCGGCCCACGUGCGGGGCGGGCCUCGACCCCCCGGCCCUGGCCCGGGGCAGGAAGCCUCGCGGGGUGGCCACAUCCUCGGCAGCCAGAGCCCUGGCAGCUGCCGUGCGGGUUCUGGGAAUAGUCCCUUGGGUCCUGCCCCUGGAAGGGCCCAGUCUGGGGGGGGCAGGAGUUUGUGCCAGGGGUGGGGGAGGGGAGGCG